CCCAGUGACAGAUAUCAAACAUGCAAGCAUGCCCAUGAGAGCAAAUCUGAAACAGCAGCUACAGAGGCAGCAGCUGCUUGAGCAGGAAAAACGUGAACAGCUUUCUCAGUCAUUAAAAGCAAACACACAUUUGACAGGGUCAAUCGGCAUCGCAGUUCCAAGCGCUGUGGAAGCUGCGGAAGUUCCGUCUACAGUUUUAGAGGUAAAAACUCAGUUGCAGCACCCUACAAAAUACCAUGUUCGUCAGAGCCAGAAAAGACAAGUCCAGAACUUUCUCAGCGAACACCAGGGAGGUCACAUGCCUGUUCAGUCGCUUCCAGCCAAUGUUUUGUCUAUUUCUACACCAGAGCACUCACAGUACCACAUACAGGCUUCCAGCAGUGCCCCAGAGACCGAUCUACCUAGUCCCUUGCUUGGAGGAUCAGGCACAGAUUUUGUCUCUACAAGCUUCGAUCUGCUGGAUGGUUUCCAAUCUGUGGAUCAUUUGGAGUUUGGGUGUCUGUUAGAAAGUGACUUAAUUGAAAUCCAGCCAUCAAUAGGAGGAUCACUAGGAGGAAAUCUGUCUUCAGGAUUGUUGCAGCCUUAUGAUGCUCUAGAAUCAGACGCUACUGCCAUCAGCAGUGCUUCUUCUUGUCCAGCCACAGCCUUCAGGAGGCAAGACCUGGCAUCCGGUGGGGCCUUAGUGCAGGACGAGAUGUGGAGGAAGGAGAGGAUUAAAAAGGACAAUCACAACAUGAUCGAGAGAAGACGGCGGUUCAACAUAAAUGACAGAAUCAAAGAGUUGGGAGGAUUGUUGCCCAAAAGUAUUGACCCUGAUCUCAGGCAGAAUAAAGGAACUAUACUCAAGGCAUCAGUUGACUACAUCAGGUCCCUUCAAGACGAGCAGAGGAGGUUCAGGAUUGUCAUGGAGCAGAAGAGGAAGGCAGAUAUGGAUCUUCGCAAGGUGCUGCUGAGGCUGAAUCAAUUACAACUGCUGAUCAAGUCCCAUGGGAUUGAUAACCCUCUGGUGGAUGACAUCGAGAUCAUGAGCACAGUGAACAGCGUCAUGACCACGGACCUGCUGAACACCACACCAGUGACUCUGUCCAGCAGCCAGGCUACGUCCUCUAGCGUUUCACAAAGCUACACAUCCUGCUCUGGGAUGGACGAGCUCAUGGAUGAAUCCUCUCCUGUCAGUGGCGACCCCAUGCUGUUGUCUGCCCCUGUCAGCCCGGAUACGGAUGACCAUUCUCACAUAUUUGAACAUUUUCUCAGUUAA
Messenger RNA from Candidula unifasciata, 1258 nucleotides. The record is from the annotation of a GenBank genome assembly. NCBI's taxonomy places the organism in Eukaryota, Metazoa, Mollusca, Gastropoda, Stylommatophora, Geomitridae.